UGAGUGACUCAAUAACCUGUGGCCGAUUCAAUACUCCUUGAUUCAAGGGAUCGCUGUCGUCUAUCAAAUAGGUACUGUGAGGACGGUCCUGUUGUCAGUUAGGAUGGAAAACCCUCGACCAUACAACACAAGGAUAAUGUCUUUAAGAUGGAUAUUACUUCUCUCUGCCUCUCUAUGUACCCAUGGUGUCAGAGGUACUUCUAUAGAUUUUCCAGGUGCAUCAUCAAUAAACUGUGAUGCCGGUUCAGAUGGGAUUGUGGGGCCUGUGGAAGAGGGCUAUUCAGGGAACGUGGAAGUUGUAACUGGCAUUCCAGCUGAUACCACUGUGAGGCUGGUUCCCCAUCUGUUUCCUGAUCACGUUAUGUUUCUGGAGCUAGCUUAUUCACCUGGGGAUACAACUGCAACUGUCCGCACCAAAAUGGAACUAGAUGCAGAUGCACUAAAAAGCACCGCGGGACAAUUAUUCUAUUCAAUCAUGUGUGUGAACCUGGGAAAGCUAAACAACACUCGAACGCUCACAAUCACCGAUCUAAAUGACAACAGUCCGAUAUUUGAGCAGAAGGAGUACAGCACGACGGUUUCUGAGGCACAUCCACUAAACACAGACGUUCUCAAAGUCAAAGCUGUGGAUGCAGAUGUCACCUCAGCAAACAACAGAAUAUCGUAUUCCAUAGUGCCACCCAUAUCCCUGGACUUUGAUGUGCGUAAUGAUGGAGGAGUGACGCUGAUCAAACGUCUGAACUACAACACAGCCAAAAACUACAACAUUACCAUAAAGGCAGAGGACAAUGGAGGUUUGAGCGACACGACGACUGUGCUUAUCGAGGUGACAGACUUUGAUAACAUGAACCCCUAUUUUGACCACGCGCUUUACAAAGCUUUCAUACAGGAGGAACAAACAGGAGCAUUCUCCAUUAUUCUGCCAGAUGCCAUAAAAGCUCAAGAUGGCGACACUGGUAUCAACAUGACGGUAGUCUACAGUAUCAGUGCAGUAACUCCAAGCAAGUACCUGAAUAAUUUUGACAUUAAUGAAAACAGUGGGGUCAUCUCUGUUGUGACCGGACUGGACAGAGAAGAGAUAGGGGAAGUCACUAUCAGCAUUAAGGCAGCACAGGAGGACGACAGUUUUAAAACGGCCAAUGCUGUGGUGACUGUCACCAUUGAGGAUACCAAUGACAACCCCCCUGUGUUUGACAAAUCCAGCUACCAUGCAACACUGUUGGAGAAUUCACCGACAGGCACUGUUGUUUUCAGAGUAAAAGUCACUGACCUGGAUGAGGGUGGAUUUAAUGGAACUCUUCGGCUUCCAGAAUCAGUGCCUUUCUCUGUCAGCUUAGAUGGCACUGUCACAGUCAAAACCUCCACUGAACUGGACAGAGAAAUUUUUGGAAACUUCAUCUUUCAGAUCGAAGCGCAAGAAGCGGACGCGCCCAACCGUGUUGUGUCAGCUGAUGUCAAUGUAACUCUACUGGACGAGAAUGACAACACUCCACUUUUUGGGAGUUCCAAGUAUGAGGGCAAGGUGUUUCGAAACCAGACUGAGGGAAUGCUAGUUGUCACGGUCGAAGCAACGGACCCGGAUGCUGGUCUAAAUGGACAGGUCAAGUAUAGCAUAGACUUGGGGAACCAAGAGGGCUAUUUCUCUAUCAAUGACACUUCCGGAGAGAUCCGGCUAAUUAAAACCAUUCCCUUGGAGGAGAACAAGCUUCUAGAGUUUUCUCUAUAUGUGGCAGCCAGAGAUGGGGGAGUAGUGUCUCGUUCCUCGUCAGUGCUGGUGGAGGUGUUGGCCCCAGGGGAUUCCAAACCCCAGUUUCUACAGAGUAGUUACCAUGGCAGCGUUGAGGAGGAGAGAGAGCCAGGAUUUACCAUCCUCAAGGUGGGCUUCAUAUCAGUGGCAUCAGUAGUCCCUGUGACACUUCAGGUCCUCACCGACACUGAAACAUUCGCUAUAGACUCAAAUGGCAUAUUCACCACCAAGGUGAAACUGGACUACGAGACCCAAACUAACUACUCUGUCGGAAUCUCCAUCUCAGAUGGCACCAACAUCGAUGAGGCAACUGUCGAGGUCCAAGUCAUUGACAUCAAUGACAACAGUCCCGUUUUCAGUUCCAGUUCUGUCACACAUAAUGUCUCCGAAGAUACAUAUGUGGGAACCGAUCUGAUCAACAUGACCGCCACUGAUUCAGACGAUGGCUUCAAUGGACAUGUCCGUUACUCCAUACAAGGUGGGGAAGGGAAGUUCUCUAUAGACCCGGAAUCAGGUCUAGUAUCCCUGACCGGUGCGUUAGACAGAGAAACUCAGGCUAAGUAUAGCCUAAAGGUGGAGGCCCAAGACCAGGGUCGUCCAAUACGAUCAGCUACCGCUUCUUUGCUCAUCCAAGUGUCCGACGUCAAUGACAAUUCUCCGCGGUUUACCAAGUCGGAAUAUCAAGUUGAGGUCUUGGAAACUGCUUCGACGGGAACUGCUCUCGUCAACCUAACAGCUGUAGACGAGGACGAAGGGUUGAACGGGAGAAUAUCCUACAGCAUUGUCGCACAAGAUCCUCCCUCGACCCCCGCGGUCUUUGAGUUGGACUCUUCCACUGGUGUUCUGCAGCUGGCCCAAGGUCUGGACUAUGAGUCUGUGAUGGGGUACAGCCUAACUGUAAAAGCUGAAGAUGGAGGGACUCCCCCGCUGGAAGGGUUGACCACCGUGGUGGUGAGGGUAAAGGAUGUGAAUGAGAAUCCCCCACGGUUCAGUCAAGAGAGCUACGACGUUGCAGUCUCUGAGAACCUCCCGGGCGGAUCGUCCAUCGUCACCAUGGAGGUCACCGAUAUGGAUGAGGGUGGAUUCUCCAAUGGACACUUUGUCUUCACCAGCGAUAUCUUUGACAUCAAUAAACAAGGCGUUGUUUCGCUUAAGACAGAUGCCACGUUGGACAGAGAGACAAAGGCUAGCUACCUUUUACAGGUUACAGCAGUGGACCAGCCUGUGGAUGGACUGAACUCUACAGCCCAGCUCAACAUUACCGUCCUGGACUACAAUGACAACACCCCCCAGUUCAUUGACCUUCCUGACCCAAUCUUUGUACCAGAGGGGGAAUACUCAGCCUCAACCCCAGGAGAGGUGCUCCGUAUCAUGGCCACGGACAGUGACAUGGGAGCCAACGCUGAAGUUACCAUCUCCCUCUCCUCACCCAGCACGCUCUUUCGAUUCAGAGAGGACGGGACCUUGCUGGUUGUGGGUCCGCUAGAUCGAGAGACCAGGGACGUUUAUGAGCUAGUCAUUGCUGCCUCAGAUAAUGGGACACCCCGGAGACAGAACAUCACAACUAUCAGACUGAGUGUCACAGACAUGAAUGACAACACACCAGUGUUCAGUGCCUCCAUCUACUCAAAAAGCAUCCUGGUAAAAGACGCUAAAGUGGGGGAUGUGGUGUUGACACUUUUGGCAACAGAUGAGGACAUCGGCAACAACUCACUCAUUACUUACAGUUUUUCUGCAGGCAACUUUACUUAUCUAUCCCUGAAUGAUAAGACGGGAGUUGUAACCACAGCAUCUGACCUUGCUGAUGUCACAAGGGACACGGCUCUUGAUUUCACGGUCAUGGCGCAGGAUCACGGACUGCCACCCUUGAAUUCCACAGCUCGUGGUCUGGUCUCCUUGAAGACUGUCAGCCUCAGCGAAGGUGUGGCCUUUGGGAGCCCCUCCUACAACUUCAGCGUUGCCGAAAACCAGCCGGAAGGGGCCGCAGUGGGGGUGGUGAAGGCAUCGCCUGGCAGCAGCCUCUAUGAAAUCUCUUACGUCCUCAUGACACACACUGACCUGUUUACCAUAGACCCUCAGGGAGCUCUCCUCACGAAAGAGACGCUCGACAAGGAAAGCCAGGAUUGGUACAUCCUGGAAGUGAAAGCAGUAGACACGAGGAUUCCCCCUACCUCUGCAGUUGCAUUGGUUAGGGUGGAGGUUGAGGAUGUGAACGAGGCCCCAAAGUUUAUUGAUGGAACCUACCAAGCAAAGAUCUUCAGCAUUGCCCCAUACAAGUAUCCUGUGGUACAGGUUAAGGCCACAGACCCUGACAGUGGUGACAGUGAGCGUCUGCAGUACAGUAUGUCAGAGCCCAGUUCCUACUUUGACGUGGACCCCUCCACUGGUCAGGUGUAUGUGGUGUCAGCGGUGGGACUGGCAGGACAGACAACCACUUUGACCAUGAAAGCUACAGACCCUUUGGGCCUACAAGACACAGUGAUGGUCCAGGUGAACGUCCAGGGAAGUGCCAGCAGUGACGUAGUGGUCAUCUCUCUCAACCAAGCCGCUAACUUAGUGGAGAAGAAAAUCCCUGAGAUGGAAGAGUCUUUAGGGAGAGCGCUGGGCUGGACCGUGAGGGUCAUCAGGGUCUCCAGCUCUAACGGAGGAGAGGCUGAAUCAAGAAAAUUGAGAAACAAAAUCAAGACGUUUGUCAGCAUAGUUGCCACAGAUGGCACAGACAAAGUCAUCCCUGCUGAGGAGAUUAAAAAGAAGCUGCAAAGUGAAAGUGCCACUGUGAAGGCAGAACUUGAGAAGGUGUUUGGGGCGGGGCUCGAGCACGACUUGCAGGAAGAUCCGGUGGAAGCUUCUGAUAACCAGGCCAUCGUCAUCGCCCUGGGAGUCCUUCUGGGGCUGAGCAUGCUGGGAUUGCUUCUGAUAGGGACAUACACAAUUGUCAAGUUCAUAAGGAGGAAAAAAAAUGCAGAGGAUUCAGACAGGGAGAGCUUUGCCAUUGACAAUUCCAGUUAUACAAACCAAGACAGAAAGACCUCAGGAAAGGUAAACCCGGUUUGGAGCUCACAUGGCACUGAAAAGAAGGCUGAGCUCAUGUUUGACAGCCAGAACAAGGACAGGAAAAGUGACGACAGUCAAACAUCUACUCUCUAAAAUGAUUCAAAUGUGUGCGGUUACCUUGAAACCCAAUGGCGGUUUUCAUAUGCAAUCCUGCACCAUGACUGUACAAUAUAUAUUUUUAAAAUAAUCCAGACUGUAAAAAUAUGAACAUGAAUAUAUCAGCACCUAAACAACACACCAAGUAUACUAAGUAUUUUUUCUUUGUUGAAAAUGUUUGUCAUCCUAACAAGUUAUUUUGUAAAGAAUUAUUACGUUAAUGUUUGACAAAUUAACAUAAAAUAUGAGUGUAAUUAUUUGUAAAGACCUUGUAGCUAGAACAUCUCUGAACUUCAACAAUCAUAAAAUAAAAUACUUUGUUACAGUUUAGGGAGAGCAAAGGAUACAAAGUGCCAUUUGAGGAGAUGGUAACUGCAUUUAGCAUCGUCCAAUAAUCCUUAAAUAUCAUCUCCUAAUCUAGUGUGAAAUUGUUUCAUUCUCUGGUAAAACACCAAAGCAAUGUCAGCAGCAAAGUUAAUUAAGGCACAAAAAUUGAGCCAUGAUAGGGGCUAACCAUUUCAUUUUGAUGGUAAAAUUCCCCAUUCAAGACAAUGACCAUCUUGAACUGCAAAAACUGCUGGUAUUACGUUUGCAAUGGAAGAACUGUAUAAAAAUGAGACAUUGUGAGGCUAUAAACUAGUUAGUACACUGUUUUGGGGAUCUUGUCAGCAUUCUGUUAAAUUACGAUAUGCGUUUCUGAAUGCAAGUGACCACGUACUUUGCUGUGUGGUG
This is a messenger RNA of Hypomesus transpacificus, 5629 nucleotides long. Its product is annotated as protocadherin Fat 4. Lineage: Eukaryota; Metazoa; Chordata; Actinopteri; Osmeriformes; Osmeridae. Gene Ontology annotation, biological process: homophilic cell-cell adhesion. The coding region runs from base 104 to 4894 and encodes 1596 amino acids. Gene Ontology annotation, molecular function: cadherin binding; calcium ion binding. The record is from RefSeq and is a predicted model, not a curated record. Gene Ontology annotation, cellular component: plasma membrane; catenin complex. The transcript has 30 exons.